CCUCCCGCCCUCCCCUUCCCCCCCCCCUUCCCAUCCCCUGUCUCGCCGUUGCACCUCUCGUCCGCGCCAUUCCGGAGCCGUUGAUUUCGCCACAGUCCCGCCGUCCCCGAGCCCUCUUGCAGCGCCCACCGUCGGCCUAACUUCCCAAGUCAUGGCUGCUCCAGCGAUCAAGUCCUCCGACCAGGGGCUUAUUGCAGGCGUCAGCGCUCCCGUCCGCGACUCCUUCUUCGACGCCAUCGCCGAGGAUGACACGGAUCUCGUCGAAUCGAUGUUGAUCAAGACCCCGAACCUGAUCCGCACCACCAAGCUCGGGGCCCAGUAUUAUGAGGAUGACAUCGUGCUCGCCCACCAGCUCCUCGGCGAGACGAUCGGCCCUCUGAGCCCCUUUCAAUAUGCCCUGCUGACGGGCUCGGAGGCCACGGCCCUGCUCCUGGCCCUGCGGUACUGCGAACCGGAGGACCUCCACCGGCGCUGGGGCGUCCACAAUACCAAUCUCCACUUGGCCGCCUUUUCCGAGAUGACCGAGGUUGUUUCGCUCCUCCUGGCUCGCGGCGCCGAGUGUUAUGUGCGCAACCGACGCGGGCACAUCCCGAUUGAUUGUGCCCUCAGCGAUUCGGUUCGCCAGGCUUUCUUUGCCAACGAGUGGGAUGACGACGAGUCCGAGUCCGAUCACUCGACACAGGGCACCGCCCCCGGGACCCCGGUCAAGUCUACAACCAGCUCCGGCGGCGCCGUGACCACCCCGAAGACCACGCCGACCGUUGGGACCGUGGCCAAGGCCGUGGCCUCCAGCAAUGCUCCCGCGGCGGCAUCCAUCUCCGCCUUCAAGGCCUCCGGGACCCUGCGGUCCCCGAGCUCCAUCUUCCGGCUGUCAGCCAACUUCGGCGGCGUGGCCAAUGGCGCCGGGGCGGCUGCCUCGCGACCGGCUCCCCCCCUGGGCAGCUCGUCGGCCGCCGGUGCUGGGGGAGCCCCCCCGGCCGGGGCCGCGGCCAAUGGCUCCCAGCUCACCCUCAACCUCCCCUCCAUCAAGUCCAAGAUCUCGGCCUAUGAGCACAUUACCGCCGUCACGGGCAUUGCCUCGCGCCCUCAGCCGCCCACCCCGUUGUCGGACUCGCCCACGUCGCCGGUCCUGCCGACGGCCGAUGCGGCCGCCGCUUCGGCCGCCGCUUCGGGGGUCAAGGUGACCCUCCCCCCGUCGGCGAGCGCCACUGGCACCUCCUCCUCCUCCUCCUCCUCCUCCGCUGCCGCCGCCGCCGCCGCCGCCGCCGCCACUGGCCCCACCGUCACUGCCAUUCCCACCACCCGGGCCACCACGACAGACUUCCCCCACUCGUCCACCUGUGUGCCGUCGGUUGUCGCCGCCUCUGCUGCGGCUUCCUCCGGCAGCCAGGCCGAGGCCGGGGAGCAGCAAUACCAGUCGCACCCCCCGCCCGGGUCGCCGCCGUCCAAGCCCAUCAUUGCCCCGCUGGAGAUUGCCUCGCCGGCGGCUGUGCCGGUGACCACCACCGGCUCGACCCCGGUGGCCAUCCCCACGGUGUCGGCCACCCCCAACUCCCCGAGCGUCGGGUCGUCCUCCCCGCGGCCGACGUCGGUCGAUCUGCCCCCCGGCUCGCCCACGCACUCGACCCGGCUCGGGGCCCGGCGCAACAGCAUUUCCUCGCCGCCCACGGUGUCCGUGGCCCGGCAUUGCGCCCUGGCGGCAUCCAAGCGCGAGCAAGAUCGCAAGCUGGCUGACAGCCCCACCUCCGAGGCGGUGGACCUCAACCCCGGCUUCAUGACCCUGCACUACCAAAAGGAUCGGCCCAUGCCGGAGCCCCGCGGCGGGUGGAAGCCCCAUGACCCGGCUCGCCGGCCGGCUCGGUCGAUCGCCAACUGGAAUCGCUCGGCGGCCACGGCCUCCCUGUCGGGGAUCGGGUCCGGGCCCUCGCUGCGGGAAAUCCACGCAGCACAUCAGCUGCCCGGUGCCGGUGCCACGGCCACGGCAUCCCCUUCCGGCAAGGUGUGCCUGUCGGACGGGUCGCCGGUUCCCCCGUCGCCGGUGGCAUCGCCCAUCGGAUCGCCGCGCAAUCGCCGCAUCCACUUCGAGGAUCACCAUGUGUAUGUGGAUGCCAUCCGCUUUGCGCCCAUCUACGAGACCCUCGAUGACAAUGGCGACCCGGUGCCCUUCACCCCGACGCCGGAUUUCAAGCUCGUGCGCGAUUGGAUUGCCUCGCGUCGGGCCAGCCCAAAUGACCAGAGCUUCAGCGGUCUUGCGGCCUUGCACUACGCCGCCGAGGCCGGGGAUCUGGACUUCUGCAAAUUCCUCAUCCAGCAUGGGGCCGAUCCCAACAUCUAUGAUGUCGAUGGGUGGACUCCCCUGCAUACGGCUGCCCUGAUGGGGCAUCUGGAGGUCAUUCGCUUUUUGGUGGAGGAGUGCAACGCCGAUGCCGGGAUCCUGAAUAACGAAAACAAGACCGCCUAUGAUGAGGCCGAGGAUCCGGACAUCAAGGCCUACCUGUCGCCACUGUACAGCCCCGGCGCCGGGAGUGACAGUGACACCGAGGCCGAGUCCUCGGCGCCGGAGGACCAAAUUGCCGCGGCGACCGCCGCUGCGGCUCGCAUGCUCCACGCCCCCUCGAACACCGGUCUGACGGCCACCUCAACUGGCCUGGUGCGCCGGGUGUCGACGGUCUACCGUCUGGGCCCGGCCACUGGUGGGUCAUUGGAUGAGGCGGCUCAGCGCCAGGUGCAGCAUGACGAGCAGCAAGCCGCCGCGGUUGCCGCCGGCGAGCAGCCUGCCCAGCCGGCUCCGAAUGUCGGCCGUGCGACCAGGCAGCCGUCCGGUCUGGCUGCCGCGCGGGCCGCGGCUGCCCGCGCGGCUGCCGCAGCCGAGGCCGGGUCCACAUAAUGCUUGGCGCGGCCCCGCUGUGCUUCUGCGUGCCAGCCCAUCGCGGCGCGCGCAUGUCCCCCUCCCCCCACACGCACACACACGCACACACA
Fonticula alba is the source of this 2979-nucleotide messenger RNA. RefSeq lists its product as hypothetical. Gene Ontology annotation, molecular function: protein binding. NCBI's taxonomy places the organism in Eukaryota, Rotosphaerida, Fonticulaceae. The coding region runs from base 152 to 2887 and encodes 911 amino acids. The transcript has 5 exons. The record is from RefSeq and is a predicted model, not a curated record.